UCGAGUCGGCUCGGCUCGGCUCUCGGCUCGGACGUCCGAUGUUCUCUGCUGACUUGUCCGAUGUUUAGUUUCGUUGUUGGUUGUGACGUGUAGAGGCCGGAAGGUCUGGAGAUUUGAAGGUCCAUCCCAUCAAGUGGAGGCUUAACUACCAACAGUGUGCCUGGAGUCCAGCAUUCGUCUGGGUUGGACAAUGUCAAAGCUCUCUUGCUUCUGUUAAUUUGGUGCAUGUAAAGGCUGAUUUCAAGAUGAGGUUACCUCCUUGUCUCUCUUGGUGCUUUGCUUUGACACUCAGCUGCUUGCUCAGCUGUCAUGUCAGUUCUGGGGCCAAUGUGGACAGAGCCAAAUCCAUGUCUGAUGUCAUUGCAAGUGACGGGCUAUACAGCCGCUCCGACAAGGUUGCUAUAUUAAAUGUGACAACCUUUGAGAGCACAGUUCUGAAUUCAGAUGUGGCUUGGCUUGUGGAAUUUUAUAACACCUGGUGUGGUCAUUGUCAACGAUAUGCGCCAAUAUGGAAGGAAUUUGCUGCCUUGGUAGCAGGCUGGAAGUCAGCAGUGCGCAUAGGAGUUGUAGAUUGUGUUGUUGAGGCCAACACCCCACUGUGCAGAGAUUAUGAAAUAAUGCAUUACCCAUUUGUUAAAUUUUUCACUGCUCAUCAUCAGAAAGGUGAUAUUGGAAAAGAAAUUGAAAAGGGCAGAGAUGCACCUGAAAUGCGUCGCACAUUGGCAGAAAUACUUGAGAAAGAACAGCUGGAAGGAAGGGGCAGUUCAUGGCCCAACAUCACGCCUUAUCGUAGCUCAGAUUUACACAACUUGUGGAAGGAUGUCCCAAGUUCUGUAUUGUACUCAAUAUUGAUAUUUAAGGAUAAGAAAAAUGAAGUGGGAGCUGACUUGGUUUUGGACUUCAGUCAGAUACCAAGCAUUCAAACACGAACAGUCUCAGCUGAGAAUGAGGUUCUUUCCAAACUGCUGCAGGUAUCUACUCAGCCAUCCAUCGUUGUUAUUGAACGAGGAAAAGAUACCGGAGAACUGCUGUACACACAAGAUACCUCUCAUAAUGGUCUUAGCAUAGCCUUGCAAGCGUUCUUAAAAACGAAGCAUAUUGAAAUGCCUGAAAUAGAAGAUACUGAAGAAGAAUUGGUUAAAAUGCCUGCUACUGCAUAUGAUGACAAUGAACUACAAAAGCAGGUUAAACAGCUCAUGUCUCAUAAAGGCGAUAUUGCCUUCCUAGCUGACCUCGAACAUGCCUUGCGCUUUUCUCUACGGCAUGAAGUAGGCUCAAGAAAGCAAAUGACUGGUCCAGUGUUGAAUGCCCUUCGCAACUUUCUUGUCAUUAUUCGGCGCCAUUUCCCCUUAUCAACAUCUGGGCUAUCCUUAUUGAAUGCGCUUUGUAGCAAAGUGGAAACUUCUAAGGACAUCUCAGGAGAGGAAUGGAAAAAAUUCCUUCUUGAAGAAGAGGCCAAGCUGGCGGCGCCAGUGUGGACAGAACGUAAAGAUUUUUUGGGGUGCCAUGGAAGUCAACCCAAUUUCCGUGGAUAUCCUUGUAGUCUUUGGACUACAUUUCAUGUGUUAACUGUUGAUGCUCUGAAUUCGGCUAGUAGUGGACAACCAAGAGAGGUGCUUGAGGCCAUUUUGGGGUAUGUUACCCAUUUCUUUGGUUGUUCAGAAUGCUCCAAACAUUUCCAGGAAAUGGCCUCUGAGACAAUGUUUUCAGAUGUGACAUCCCACAAGGACAGUGUCUUAUGGCUUUGGGAGGCUCACAAUACAGUAAAUAAAAGACUUGCUGGUGAUGCAACUGAAGAUCCAGCUUUCCCCAAGAUUCAGUUUCCCUCUGUGGAUCGUUGCUCUGGAUGUCGUGAUAAUGGAGCAUGGGUCAAGCAUCAGGUCCUUCAAUACUUGGAAUCUAUAUACAGCCAUGAAUCUCUCAGCGUCAUAGGAGCUGCCGGAUCAAACUCCAUGUACAGGCCUAACAAACAAGCACUUUCGGCUGGUUCGGAAAUGAGUGCACUCGACAUGAGUCUGUACGUAUUAUUGUGUGCAGCAUCCAUUGCUAUAAUUGCUCUUGUGUGUCUAAAAUUUUUGUUGCCUCGUACUUACCAUAAAAAAAUUUAUGUUCAUGAUAUGUUUGGUAAGGUAUAGGUUUAAUUUAAAUUCCAGCAAAGGUAAGAGAACUUAAGGGGAAUGAAAUGUAGGAAACAAAUUAAUGGGAUUUUGAAAAAUCUACCGAUGAAUACUUUUCAACUCCUCUAGAUAUUGUAUGCCCAUAUACUCAAACAACAAUAGAUCAUUAUUUUUUUCCAAACUACGUAGAAGCUUUGAUUUGAGAUUGCUUGGAUUGCAGAUAUUUUAAGGUCAUAUGUGGUCACUAAUGCUUAUAAAAAUACAAUUCAAGGAUAAGAAAAUAAUUUUUUACCAGGCUUAUUAUAGAUAUCAAGAGCUCAUGAGUUACUUACUAAGAUUCGCUUAGUAAGUUUCUUAAUUUACAAGUACCACUACUAGAUUUGUGUCAUUACUUCAAAGGGAUGUUUUAUUUUUAUUCAUGAAGUUUGAUGGACUUUAAUCUUAGUGUACAAGAGUUUAGUAUUGUAUUUUAUGUUCAGUGAUUUUGAUGCAUUUGUUUUCAUUUGACCACUCAUUCCAGUGAUUCUCUUAAGACUUAAAUAUGUUUAAGCCCGUUUCAUUGUUCCCACUUGUAGUUUUAAACAUGUUGGUGUGUCAGUGUUCAGUUCUUAUCAGUAGCAUAUUUUCCCAAUACUCCUUUAUUUUUACCAAUCAAAUUUCUCUACAAAGCAAAUACGUUUGUGUUAAGUAAUUGCUCUACUUUUACUCUUACAUUACGUUUACCCUUAUCGUGUACUUAAUUCAGUGAACUCUGCCAUUAUACACUCAUAGAUAAGUUUGUUAGUGAAGUAAUUGGCUAGUCACAUUGUUUUGUGAGAGCAAAAUGGCAAUACAGAAGUGAGGGGGUUACUAUGAUGUCAACAGUGAUUAAUAUUAAUUGUUGGUUUUCUGAUUUCCAGAUUGUGAUUUCUAAUGACUGGUUUUAUUUUGUACAGACUAGUGCCGUGGGUAUCUCUCAUUCUUGGCCAAUAUUGGCUUUGAGUCAAGUGAAGUGUCUUCAUCAGGAACUAUUACCAGUGGCAUCUUCUUCAUCUACUAUGCCUGUCGUAAAAUACACCGAAUUAGCAUGUGUUUAUGCCUUCUGCUUCACCCAUCUUUGUAUGUCUACAUAAUGUCCAAAACAUUUUGAGAAUUUUUAAUUUUACUACUAUUUUUACAAUGUUUUAUGUUAGUAAGCGGUAAUAUUGUCCAUCAAAUAUUGCACAGUGCUGUUAUGGCAACUUAACUUUAUUCCUCUGUCCAUUAUUAUGGAACCAUUUCUUCUCUUUGGUUGAGACAUAUCAUAUCCUACAUACAGUACCUCAGGGAUGAAUGGAUAAAAUAAGUCUCUUGGGGUUAUUCUCUGAAGUCUUUGUAUCUUGGUUCAGUUGUCAGAUUUGUAUAUUUUGUUUUUGCCCUUCAUUGACAACUAUGUAUUGUUAAGAGGCCAAAGAAGCUUUUUUUCUCCCUUCCACGUGCUGUGAGUUAUAAACAUUUCUGUGAUACAACUAAGUGUUGUGAAUGUGCUAUUGCUAGGUAGAAGUUUAUCACAAAUUCAGCAUUAUUAGUAAUUUGAAAGUCUUCUCUCAUUUUUGACUUGAUUUAUAGUCAAUUUGCGUGUCUCUGUGUUUUAAGAAUUUUAAUUCAUGGAUUUUUGUGUUAAAUGAUAUCCUAAUUUUAAUUUUUCUGUGUAUAUCUUUCUCAUGCACUAUGAUGUGUUUUUAUGUUUUAUACAUGUAAAUUGAAAAUUGAUGUCUAGCUUUAGCCCAAUAUGUAUUGUAAAGAUUUUUCUCACAAAUUGUGAUUUAUGUAGUCAUGUGCUGACUCUUGCAUUUAUACAGUGUAAAUACUAUAUUGUUUUUAUCUUUGUUACAAAUUAGAAAGAGAAUUUGUGUUUGUCAAACAAAUAUUUUUCUUAGAAAUGUUACAUCACGUCUAUCCCCUUUGGGUGGAAUCAUCACAAUUGAUACCUUUGAUCAUAGCAAAAUAGUAUUAAAAUAUUCAUGGAUCUAA
This is a messenger RNA of Frankliniella occidentalis (western flower thrips), 4109 nucleotides long. Its product is annotated as sulfhydryl oxidase 2. The transcript has 2 exons. The coding region runs from base 246 to 2135 and encodes 629 amino acids. The record is from RefSeq and is a predicted model, not a curated record. Gene Ontology annotation, cellular component: Golgi membrane. Gene Ontology annotation, biological process: protein folding. Gene Ontology annotation, molecular function: protein disulfide isomerase activity; flavin-dependent sulfhydryl oxidase activity. NCBI's taxonomy places the organism in Eukaryota, Metazoa, Arthropoda, Insecta, Thysanoptera, Thripidae.